AUGGCUGAAGGAAAUUUACCUAUGAGAAUGAGAGAAGGUACAAGAGAAACAUCUCGACAAAGUGAAAAUCUUAUAAGAAAACGGGAAACUGAAAAACAAUUAAAAGAACUUGAGCAACAGAUAAAAGAAGAGGAACUCAAACGUUUAAAAUAUCAACUUGAUAUAAUGAGAUCUAGAAGGGCAGCAUCAAAUACCGAACACACUAAUGUACUUGAUUUUGCAUCAAAUGAAAAUGAACGGAAUGUUCUAAAUACAUCUAGACAAUCAGUUCAGAAACUUAAUAGUGAUGUUCAUCAUAGUAUGUCGUCAAUAGAACAAAUUGGUGCACACAAACAGAGCGAACAAGAACAUGAUCCUACCGAUAUAAUACUUAAUGCAUCUGGUGUUGAAUUUUUAAACCAAGUAGAUGAUAUAGAUGCAAGAAUUUCAUUACAUAGAAAUGAAAGCUAUCAUACUCCAGAUAGGAUAAGCUCUGAUAUAAGCCAGAGGCGGAAAGUACAUACAGACAUUCUUAAAGAGAGAAAAGAACGCUUGGAUAGAGACAAAGGACAAUCGAAGAGUUUUGAUACAGUGAUUAAACAUGAUGGAGAUGGGGAUUGGCUUAAAGCACGGGUGGUAUAUCAAACACCAACUUAUUCAGAAAAGCAAAUAAACAAGUGCAUAGAUACCACAAAAGGAACAAAAACACAAACAGAGUAUAAAGAUGAGGAGAAUUAUAGUUUGCCAAUGAAAAGUGUAAGAAAUAGACGUGUUUCAGAUUUAGAAUGUAUGUUUGAAACAAAAGAAGAGAGAAGUAUAACUUCUGAAUUUAUGGAAGAAGAGGAAAGAAAAUUGUCUUUGAUCACAGAUAGAAGGAAGGAGUUGCAAGAAAUGAUAGAAAUGGAAAGAUUACAACAACUGAAGAUUGAACAAGAGAAACAGAGAAAAAUGGAAGAAAUCAGAGAACAGGAAAGGGUUUUAGAACAAUAUGAAUUGAGAAGCAGGGAGUUACAAUUACGUGAAAAUAAAUUAAAAGAUUAUGAGAAGAUGAUAGAUUCAAAGAUGGAACGAUUGCAUCUUAUUAGUGAUACAUUAGAAAAAGAAAAUAUUGAACGCAAAAGAGAAAAUGAUGUAUCUGAAACUCUUAAGAAGAAAUAUGAAGAGAUGAGAAGAAGGGAGAUGGCUAUUGAAAAGAAGGAAAAAGAGUUAGAACAGAAAGAUUAUUUGCUGGAAAAGAAAAUAAACUUACUGAAAGAUUGGCAACAUGAAGAAAGAGAAACAGAAAGAGUUCCACAAAAAUAUGAAUCGGACAUUCAUGAUAUGAUGAAUGAUUACUUAGAGGAAGGAUUUCAUACAUUACCACGGCAAAGCAGUAAUGAGAUACAUACAUUUGGACCAAAGUUAAUCAUCAGCCAAUUUUCAGGGUCAGAUCCGAAACCAAGAUCCGAAUCUUCGUUAGAAGAAUGGAAAAGAGAAAUUGAGAGUAUAAUUGCAACAAAAUUGUACAAAGAACAUGUAGUUGCUCAAGCUAUUAGACAAUCGUUAAGAGGUCAAGCGAAGAAAGUGCUGAUAAAUCUAAGUCCUGUGGCUACACCAAUUGAUAUUGUGUCUCGAGUUGAAGAUAUCUUUGGCGAUCUUUCAAGUCAGCAAAUUAUAUUCACUGAAUUUUACACAGCUGAACAGAAACCAGAGGAAUCAGUUGCAGAGUGGGGUCUUCGUCUGGAAGAAAUUCUUCUGUUAGCAUCAACAAAAAGGUUCAUUCCUGAAAAAGAAAGAAAAGAAAUGUUAAAAGAUAAAUUUUGGAGAUCUUUAUAUAAUAUAGACAUUAAGAAUGCAACUCGUACUAGUUUUGAGAGCAGCGACUCAUUUGAAGUGUUAAGGAGAAAAGCUAGAGCUGAGGAGAAUGAAAUAAAGGUUACAAAACAGAGACGACAAACUGUUCAGCAUAAUCAAAUGUCAACUGUAGAAAAGGACAAUAAAGAAGACAUUAUUAAACAACUUAUGAAGAAAAUGGAAAACUUAGAAAGGCAAUUAGAGGAAGUAAAGAGAGAAAAAGAGAAACCUAGUAGAUACGAUACUAGUAACCAAUACAGUUAUGGAGGAAGAGGACAGUACAACUUUAGAAGGACUAAUAAUUACAACAAUGUUGGGAGAGGAUAUGGAUUCAGAUAUAAUAGUAGAUACAAUGGUAGUGUUGGACAAAACAGAAGAAAUGAAAUGGACAUAAAUUCAAGAAAAGAAACAAAUGAAAAAGAUCCGAAAAUACAACCUGAUGUAGCCAAGAAAAAUGUUAAAGAGGAUUUAAAAGAUUAG
Messenger RNA from Ruditapes philippinarum (Manila clam), 2292 nucleotides. RefSeq names its product golgin subfamily A member 6-like protein 22. The coding region runs from base 1 to 2292 and encodes 763 amino acids. The transcript has a single exon. The record is from RefSeq and is a predicted model, not a curated record. Lineage: Eukaryota; Metazoa; Mollusca; Bivalvia; Venerida; Veneridae.